Cladocopium goreaui is the source of this 1503-nucleotide messenger RNA. NCBI's taxonomy places the organism in Eukaryota, Dinophyceae, Suessiales, Symbiodiniaceae. The record is from the annotation of a GenBank genome assembly.
AUGAUCAUGCCUUUGACGGCCGCUUACAUUAUGGCCUGCAUCUCUACUUUGCCUGGCUUGGGACCGGAGGCCAAGGCAACCAAGAGACAGUUGUUGACAAAUGCCUGGGCUCGCUGCAUUUGUAUGGUCCUAUUGGCCUUGUUGCCGUUUCAUUUGGACACCAUUCUGAUCCCCUUCGCCUGUGUCUCCAUGGGUGAUGGGAUUUUUGUUCUGGCCGACGUGGCAUCGGUCACAUGUUCUUCUGAUGAUGAGACCUUUGUGGCAAUGUUCGGUGCAGGCUCACUAGCAAUGCUGGUAUUCUCUACAGGUUUCAGUUGCCUGAUCUAUUGCAUCUGGCGCAGUUACCAGUGGCAGCAGGGCACAAGAGAUCGAAGCAGCAUCCCGUUCUACGUGGCCAUGGUGGAGGUGUCCACUUUUGGACAACGUGGCUACACUGCAGAGGUUCGCACUCGCGUCAUGGAGAACGUUUGUGCUGUCCGUUCCUUCGAUGUGUCUGCAGCCAUGCUCCACGAACGAGAGGCGAAGAUGCGAGCCCGGGAUGUGUUGAAAGGGCGCGACAAUCGCGAGAAGCGCUAUGCAAAAGAACCAGAGGAGCCGAAGAAGCAGGAGAAAAGUUCAGAGUUGGGCCAGGAUGGGUUGCAACAGAGACUUGCAAUCACAAAAGCCAAGAAAAGAUUCUUGAAGAAAAAUACUUGGCCUGAAAAGGCUGAUGGAAAUCUCAUCACCUAUGGAUGGAUCUUCUUAGUGAACACUUUGCUACGAAACUUGUUGUCUAACGCCGCCAUCAAGCUGACCAGCAAUAACUUGGUGGUCAUUGGUGCUGGCUUACAGAUGUUGAUCUUCGCAUUGAACGUCACCAUGCUCAUUUGUUUGAGUCCAUACAAGUCUCGCUUCGUGGUGAAGACGGAGUCACUUUUGAUGACCAUCCUCUUCAUGAUCCUUUGGUGUGCUGUGAUGAAAGAGCUCCUUGAGAAUCACCAAGACCGGCAUUUGUACGAAGAGAUGAUCGUGCGGGUGAACUUCAUCAUCACGGCUUUCGCCUUCACGUUGAUGUUCUUCGUUCCUUUCGUUCCGAUGUAUUUUCUUUACCAGGUCAUGAAGAAAGCGGGUCAACUGGUCACUGGGCCUGAUGCCGUCUUGAAUGAGAUCUACAUGACGGCACACAACAAGAAGAUGAAGCGCCGAAAGGACGCAGAAAUGGCAGCAUUGAACAAGCUGGCUGAGGGAGAUGUAGAGACUGAUGAAAAGCGCGAGUUGCUGGCAAGCGUUGGAUUCAUUAUGCCGCAGUUGGAUACGACUAUGCGUCGCUUCGAAGAAGCAGGUCUGGGAAAAUACGUGCUGCCAGAGAUCCAAAAGAAGUACAUGUUACGCUUGGGUAAGCUGACUGCAAAGAUCAAUCAGGAAAGAGUGCUGGCGAUCGAGGCAGAGCGCUGCCGGGAGGAUGCAGAGCAAGCAGCUGCUAACUUGGCUGAAGCUUGUCUGAAAAGCAGGGUUCAAAGUUAG